Hyla sarda is the source of this 3799-nucleotide messenger RNA. It is a transcript of the gene OSBPL11, whose product is annotated as oxysterol binding protein like 11. The coding region runs from base 860 to 3064 and encodes 734 amino acids. Gene Ontology annotation, cellular component: membrane; cytosol; intracellular membrane-bounded organelle. The record is from RefSeq and is a predicted model, not a curated record. The transcript has 13 exons. Gene Ontology annotation, molecular function: sterol binding. NCBI's taxonomy places the organism in Eukaryota, Metazoa, Chordata, Amphibia, Anura, Hylidae.
CAUACACACAGUAUAUAUAGUCAUACAGCCCCGGUAUAUAUAGUCAUACACUCAGUAUAUAUAGUCAUACACCUGGUAUAUAUAUGUAGUCAUACAGCCGGUGUACACACAGUGCGGUCUGCGGCCAUUGUAUAGAGAGAGACUGCUCCAGAGAGACAUCCUAAAGAGACAGCUCAGCAGGGACACCAGCAUCAAGUAGACUGAUCUGAGAUCUAAGAGAGAAACUACUCCAGAGACAUCCAGAAGAGACAUCAGAGAGACUGCUACACAGAGACAUCGGAGAUCUGAGAGACUGCUCCACAGAGACGUCCAGCAACCAAGAGAGACAUCAGAGAUCUUAGCGAGAAACUACUCCAGAGACAUCCAGCGACCAGAAGAGACAUCAGAGAGACGGCUCAACAGUGACAUCAUCCUAGAUCUGAAAGACUAUACUGCAGAGAUAUCCAGCAUCCAAGAGACAUCUGAGAGACAGCUCCACAGUGACAUCCAGCAUCUGAGUGAGACCAAACAGCAGACAUCCAGCAUUUGUGAGACUUCAGAGAUCUGAGAGACUGUACUGCAGAGACAUCAGAGACUGCUCCACAGAUAUUUGAAAGAGAGACUGUACUGCAAAGACAUCCAGAAGCUGCAGAGCCAUUUCAUUGACUGCUCUGUAUAGACAUUCUGCAUCUGAGACACUUUUCUACAAAGACGUCUGAGAGACUGCCGUGCAGAUAUAUCCAGAACGAGAGUGUUCUGCAGAGAGAUUCAACGUCCAAGAGAAACAUCUCUGCAAAGACAACCACAAGACUUCAUUGUCCUCUAGGAGAACGCGCAUGAGAGACAAGUGACAUCAGGACGUGAGCGCUCUGGUUCCACCAUGCAGGGUGACCCUCCGACUAUGAGAGUCUCCGAUAGCGAUGGGAAGCUAGACCUGAGCCCCAGCCCCCUCAACCACCGUGUGCCCCCCCGGGGGGUCAGCAGCAAGGUGUGGCAGUACAGCGACCACAUGGAAAAUAUCUGCGGGUAUCUGAUGAAGUACACCAACCUGGUCACCGGCUGGCAGUUCAGAUUUUUCGUCUUGAACAAUGAAGCGGGGCUAUUGGAAUAUUUCGUAAAUGAGCAGUCGAAGAACCAGAAGCCGAGGGGCACGGUGCAGCUGGCCGGGGCCGUCAUCUCCCCCAGUGAUGAAGACUCCCACACAUUUACAGUCAAUGCUGCUAGUGGAGAACUUUACAAACUGAGAGCUUCAGACACCAAAGAGCGGCAGCACUGGGUGAGCCGUCUACAGAUCUGUACACAGCACCACACGGAAGCCAUUGGCAAGAACAAUCCUCCUCUGAAGUCUCGUAGCUUCUCUCUGGCUUCUCAGGGCAGCGGCAGCUCUCCCGGCACCCAGCGUCGGCCCAGCCAAAGUGCUUCAUCGUUCUUUAACAUUGGCCACCACCGUGCGCUGCCAGGCGGCAGGAGAGCCCAGAUGUUACAGCCGGAUCACCUGGGAGAAGUGCGGGAGAUGAUGACGCGGGCGGAGACUCAGCAGAGGGACCUAAUGCGCAGCAUAGAAGGCCUCCCAUCCAGCGGUCACUUCAGCUCCCUGGACCAGGACCUGCUCAUGCUGAAGGCCACAUCUAUGGCGACCAUGAACUGCCUGAAUGAUUGUUUCCACAUGUUGUACCAGCAGCACACAGCGUUACAGAAGAACAGCCUGCCCCCUGGGGUGACGAUAAACUGGUUGGAACCAAAGAGCCUCCUGUCCGAGCACCUGGAGAAUGGAGAGGCACCCCGCUUCCCAGCCGAGGAGUGUAAGGAGCAGGAGCUGCUGAUCGAGACACAGGGGGAGCCAGAGAGCAGCGAGUUAUGUCGGGAGCCCAUAGAGAUUGACCCUGAGGAUGAGGUGGAGGACUCGUGUGAGCUGACGGAGGAUGAUCUGGGGGCGGUGGAGGAGCAGCGCAGCGUCAUCCUGCAUCUCCUGUCACAGCUCAAGCUCGGGAUGGACCUCACUCGGGUUGUCCUUCCAACCUUCAUUUUGGAGAAGCGUUCGCUGCUGGAGAUGUACGCAGACUUCCUGUCCCACCCCGACCUCUUCCUGUCCAUCAGUGGGGGGCUCACCCCAGAGGCGCGCAUGCUGAGGUUUGUGGAAUAUUACCUCACUUCCUUCCACGAAGGACGCAAGGGCGCGCUGGCCAAGAAGCCGUAUAACCCCAUCAUCGGGGAGACCUUUCACUGCUCCUGGAGGGUCCCCAAGGACUGUGUCCAGUCCCCCGAAUCCUCAGAGACUUUAGUAGACGCCCAGGAUCAGACACCACCGCAGGAGGACUCUGCGGACAAUAAGACGGAGGAGGACUACUACACCGUCAGGUUUGUGGCUGAGCAGGUUUCUCACCACCCUCCAGUAUCGGGAUUCUACGCGGAGUGUCCGGAGCGCAAAAUGUGCGUCAACACCCACGUGUGGACCAAGAGCAAGUUCAUGGGGAUGUCCAUCGGAGUCACCAUGGUGGGAGAAGGCGUUCUGCAUCUACUGGAGUAUGACGAGGAGUACACCUUCACGCUGCCCUGCGCCUACGCCCGCUCCAUCCUCACCGUACCGUGGGUGGAGCUCGGAGGGAAGGUGAACGUGAACUGCCCCAAGACCGGAUACUCUGCCACCGUCACCUUUCAAACUAAGCCUUUCUAUGGAGGAAAGCUACACAGGGUGACCGGCGAGGUGAAGCACAACCCGACGAACACGGUGGUGUGUAAGAUUCAGGGCGAGUGGAACAGCGUCCUGGAGUUCACGUACGGCAACGGAGACACCAGAUGUGUGGACCUGACCAAGCUGCCGGUGACCCGGAAGAGGGUGCGGCCGGUGGAGAAGCAGGGGCCCUUCGAGUCCAGGAGGCUUUGGGCCCAUGUGACAGAAGGUCUGAUGGCGAAAAAUAUAGAAGAAGCCACGGAGCACAAAAGAGCCCUGGAGGAGCGGCAGAGGGCGGAGGAGAGGCACCGCGCCGAAACCGAGACUCCAUGGGAAACCAAGUACUUCUCCAAAGAGGGUGAUGGCUGGAUCUAUAACCGUCCUCUGUGGAAGAGCUGUAGUUCUGGACUGUAAACUGGAAGCGUGUGGACGUGUCCUGCAGAGGAUCGCACCCCAGGAGUGGUGUAGACAGGCUGCUUCCCCCCAGAGGGGUUUGUGUCUUAGUGCCCCCCUGUUUUAUACCCCCCGUACCCCCAAUGCCUCUCUGAUCUUAUACAGUUGGCCGCUCAGGAUCCUUUCAUCGUGGACACACAGAGACGACAUCCCUGCUCUGACCCUCCCCGUCACCUCGUCCAGUAUUAAUUCGCCUCUGUCCAGCGUCUUUUCGUUGACCGGUCCCUGAGCUGCGGCGUAUAGCGCCCCCCUCUGCUCAGAGCCUUUGAUGUUCCUGUUUCUUGGCCUCUGUGGAUCAGGGAGUCUUCUCAGCCGCGGUUGGAACGUCCCGCUCCGGAUGCCACCACAAUCUGCUUUUGUUUUGGAUUGUGUUUUACAAAUGAGGAUUAACCCUUUCCCUGCACAUGCUGCCUCUGGGGAUAGACUGGGGUAGGUGGGCCAUGAUAUUAACCCCUCUCCUGCUGCUUCCUGUCAGGUGUGUACUUGUAGACUCUCUACCUGUUGGGGUGAAGCUUGCGCAGUAGCUGGAGGAGGAUGGCUUCUCUGUACAGUAUAUGAGUGGUGCCUUAUCUCUCUUCUGAAUGUCGUCUUCCAAUCCGUGUGACCGGCGAUGGCCGGGGCGUCUACUCCUGCGCUGAGAGAACAGACGUCCUACAAACCGUGUGAUGGAAGAAUGAGAAUAAAUUGUGAAUUGUC